Messenger RNA from Apodemus sylvaticus (European woodmouse), 3627 nucleotides. RefSeq names its product von Willebrand factor A domain containing 5B1 (gene Vwa5b1). Lineage: Eukaryota; Metazoa; Chordata; Mammalia; Rodentia; Muridae. The transcript has 21 exons. The record is from RefSeq and is a predicted model, not a curated record. The coding region runs from base 1 to 3627 and encodes 1208 amino acids.
AUGCCUGGCCUGCUGAACUGCCUCACAGGGGCAGCCCUGCCUCUCACCGCAUCCGACAUCACCUCCUACGUCAGUGGCUAUGCCCUGGGCCUGACGGCCUCCCUCACCUACGGCAACCUGGAGGCUCAGCCCUUCCAAGGUCUCUUCGUGUAUCCCAUUGAUGAGUAUACCACCGUGGUUGGUUUUGAAGCAGUCAUUGCUGACCGUGUUGUGACCAUACAGCUCAGAGACAAAGCCAAACUGGACAGAAGCUACUUGGAUAUCCAAUCGGCCACUGUCACAGGGAACUUUCCGGAAGACGAGAUUCCUAUCGCGCCGGGAAAGGUGACCUUGGAUGAGGAUCUGGAGCGGAUUCUGUUCGUGGUCAACCUGGGGACCAUUGCUCCCAUGGAGAAUGUCACCGUCUUCAUCAGCACCUCUUCCGAACUCCCCACGCUGCCCAGCGGGGCUGUGAGGGUUCUUCUGCCGGCCAUCUGCGCCCCGACUGUGCCUCCAUCCUCUCCUCAGAGGUUUGGCUCCUCCAGCCAACAGCCGCGAGGCAAAGACCCACACUGCUUCGGCACCCAGACGAAGGACUCCUAUAACAGGCUGUGUCUGGCCACUCUCCUGGACACAAAGGUGACCAACCCAAUGGAAUAUGAAUUCAAAUUUCAGCUGGAAAUCCGUGGGCCGUGUCUGCUCGCAGGGGUAGAGAGUCCCACUCAUGAAAUCCGAGCAGACGCUGCCCCAUCAGCACACUCAGCCAAGAGCAUCAUCAUCACCUUGGCCAAAAAGCAUACCUUUGACCGGCCAGUGGAGAUCCUUCUCCACCCCAGUGAGCCUCACAAGCCACACGUCCUGGUGGAGAAAGGGGACAUGACCCUGGGGGAAUAUGACCAGCACCUGAAGGGAAAAGCAGACUUCAUCCGGGGGACAAAGAAAGACACCAGCGCAGAGCGGAAGACAGAAGUCAUCCGGAAGCGUCUCCACAAAGACAUUCCCCACCACUCAGUCAUCAUGCUCAACUUCUGCCCUGACCUCCAGUCUGUGCAGCCCAACCCGAGGAAGACGCAUGGGGAGUUUAUCUUCCUCAUCGACAGAAGCAGCAGCACAAGCAAGACCAACAUCCAGCGCAUCAAGGAGGCCAUGUUGGUGGCACUCAAGAGCCUCAUGCCAGAAUGCCUCUUCAAUGUUGUUGGUUUUGGAUCCACAUUUAAGACAGUCUUUACUUCCAGUCAGAUCUACAAUGAGGAGAACUUGGCCUUGGCAUGUGACUGCAUCCAGAGAAUGCGGCCUGACAUGGGAGGCACCAACAUGCUCUCCCCACUCAAGUGGGUCCUCCGGCAGCCACUGCACCAAGGUCACCCACGGCUCCUCUUCCUGAUCACGGAUGGGUCUGUGAACAACACCGGGAAGGUUCUGGAGCUGGUGCGGAAUCACGCCUCUUCUACCAGGUGCUAUAGCUUUGGAAUUGGACCCACGGUCUGCUACCGAUUGGUAAAAGGUCUGGCGUCUGUAUCCAAGGGCAGCGCAGAGUUCCUGAUGGAGGGGGAACGGCUACAACCAAAGAUGAUCAAAUCCUUGAAGAAGGCCAUGGCCCCAGUGCUGAGCGAUGUGACUGUGGAGUGGGUCUUUCCCGAGACCACGGAGGCCCUGAUCUCUCCUGUCAGCACCAGCUCCCUUUUCCCUGGGGAACGGCUGAUGGGAUAUGGCAUUGUGUGCGAUGCCUCCUUGUACAUUUCCAAUUCCAGAUCUGACAAAAGGCGAAGAUGUGGCAUGCCACAUGCUCAGGAGUCCAGCAGCUCUGUCUUCUACCACUCUCAGGACGAGGGACUCAGCCCGGGCAGUGGAAACGGUGCCAAGAACUUCAAUCAGGGGCAGAGCAAAGAUGUCCAUCCAUGCGACAGAGAGUCCCCCGCCCAUCACGGUCUGGAUGUCUCCCGACGGCGGAGGGCAUACAGCACUAACCAGAUCUCCAGCCACAAGUCUUGCUCAAGGACCACCACAGCCAGCGACCCCACUGGGACUGCCAGGAGAUACCCACUGCGAAAAGCCAAGGUGCAAGACCUGGCCAAUGAGAGCAGCUCAGAGAGCCAGCAGUGGCAGAUUGAUCUGCAGCACCUACUCCACAGAGGCCGUAACCUGAGCCAGGGCCCCAAACUUCAUGGCCCCGGAGCCCGCAGGCCCUCCCUGCUGCCUCAAGGCUGCCAGAGGUUCUUUGGCCAGGAGCCCCAGGUCUGGAGCCCUGUGAGAGAGCUGGAUCGCGGUUCUAGCCAGAAGUCUGCCCCUAACAGCCGAAGCUCUGAGGACCUGAAGCCAGCCCACUGUCCCUCGACCUUCGAACUGGAGACACCCUUAGACUUGGAGCCCAUGGCUGAGUCAGAGGAGCAUGCCAGUCCCUGCAGAACCGCCACUCCAAGCCCUGUGCUGGGCAAGGCCUUGGUCAAAGGCCUGUGCGACAACCAGCGCAUGCAAUGGGAAGUGAGUUUCGAGCUGGAGCCUCCAGCCCUGCAAAGGGGGGACACACAGAACGCUGACAUGUGGAGCGAGACUUUCCACCACCUGGCGGCCCGCGCCAUCAUCCGCGAAUUCGAGCAUCUGGCAGAGCGGGAAGACGAGAUCGAGCUUGGGUCCAAUCGCCGCUACCAGGUGAACGCCGUGCACACCAGCAAGGCCUGCAGCGUGAUCAGCAAGUACACAGCCUUCGUGCCUGUGGACAUAAACAAGAGGCAGUACCUGCCCACGGUGGUCAAGUACCCCAACUCUGGUGCCAUGCUCAGCUUCCGGAACCUGACCCGACAGUGGAAGGGCUUCUCCCCUGGCCUUGGAAGGCCCCAAACUAUGAUCAGAGAGCACUCCUCGGCUGCAGGAGACAACCUACAAGAAAGCCUUACUUCAACCUUCAAUAAAACCCCAUCCCCCGGCCACGAGAAGAACACUGCGGCAGAAGGUCCCCCUCAAAACCUGUCCACCAGUACUCUGUCCUCCACGAAGGCCUCGGAGUCUCUCUUUGGAUCUAAGUUGAAUAUCAACAAGCCCAAGCUACUGAGCCGAGCUACCAAAGGCUUUCUCAGCAAAUCCUCGCCCAAGGUUCCAGAGGCAACCUCAGGCAACCAGAACUCCGACUACAUACCCCUGGUGUCUCUGCAGCUGGCAUCCGGAGCCUUCUUGCUCAAUGAAGCCUUCUGCAAGACCAUCCAGAUCCCCAUGGAGAAACUCAAGUGGACCUCACCCUUUUCCUGCCUCCGAAUGACCCUUGUCAGCCGCAGCAAGGAGACUCUGAAGACCCAGAGUCCGCAGGACUGCGCCAGUCUCUCCUCCCCGCCCCCACCCUGUGAGGACAUCUCCCUGAAGUCUGAAGCUGAAGACGGCUCAGACCCGGAGUCCAGUGCACUGCUGGAACACACGGGAAAGCUCUGGGCCACUGCGGUGGCGCUGGCGUGGCUGGAGCACAGCUCGGCUAACUACAUCAUCGAGUGGGAGCUGGUGGCUGCCAAGGCCAGCUCCUGGGUGGAGCAGCAGAAGCUGCCUGAGGGCCGAACCCAGAGCAUGCUCAAGUCCACCGCUCAACAGCUGUUCGUGCUCCUGCGACACUGGGAUGAGAAACUAGAGUUCAAUAUGCUCUGUUACAACCCCAAUUAUGUGUAG